CUGUUUAUGACGUUGUAACCUUUAGGUCUGACCUAUCACUGGAAGAACUGACAAGAAACUGAAAGGAUCAAAACAAAAAGUGACAAUGAUGUUUUUGAUAGUUUAUGUCCCGCUGAAAUUCAACAGUUGAAAAGAGGAAAAGGAGAAGAUAGAAUUUACUUGGCGCUGUAAAUUUUGGAUUAUAAUAAAGUGCUCCACUUCUGUGUCAAUGUCAUGAAUGUCUGUACUACAAACUAAGAUCUAUCAGUGUCAGUAACUCAAGUAACUGACGCCUGAGUAACUGAUUUAAUGACAAAAGGACAUUGAUGUUGUGCCCAGAUUAUGGGAUGUACUAAAAGUCGAUCUUUGGUCAGUAACUACCAGGAGUUGGAAGCUAUUAAAGCUAGGGUGAGGGAGAUGGAAGAGGAGGCUGAAAAGUUAAAAGAGAUGCAAACAGAAGUUGAUAAACAAAUGAAUAUGAGUUCUCCAACAGCUACACCUGCAGCUGCAGCCUUCCCUACCCCAGAAGAAAAACAAGAAGCUGAUAACAAGUCAAUCUUUGUUGGCAAUGUCGAUUAUGGUGCUACUGCUGAAGAGUUGGAACAGCAUUUUCAUGGAUGUGGUUCUGUCAACAGAGUAACAAUUUUAUGUGACAAAUACACAGGGCAUCCGAAAGGAUUUGCUUAUAUAGAAUUUGCAGACAAAGAUUCUGUUGUUACAGCAAUGGCAUUGGAUGAAUCCUUAUUUCGAGGAAGACAAAUUAAGGUGGUCCCGAAGAGAACAAAUCGUCCUGGUAUCAGCACCACCAAUAGGAGGCCCAGGGGGCGAGGUGUAACCAGAGGUGGUGGUCGAGGAACACCUUAUUUUAAUGGACCAUUUAUCCCUAGAACUCGUCGGCCUUUUGGGAGAUAUCGCAGGGCAGCUUAUUACAGUCCUUAUUGAAACAUUCACUGCAUAUGAAAAAAAAAAGAAAAAAGAAGAAAAAAAAAAGAAUAAAUGAAUUAAAAAAAAAUGUAAUAGACCUUUGUCUGACAUUGAAUUUUUGAAAAGAAAAAAACAUCAGGCUUUAAAUUUUAAUUUGAUUCCACAUAUACAAAUGUUUAAGGGAACUAUAAGUGUUUGGGACGUUCCGUUCAUGGGUGUCAUUUUAUAGUUCUUUAUAGUUACUAAUAAGUCAUUUCUUUUUUUCAGGCUUUCAUCCGCACAUGAGGUGCAAAGCUAGUCAAUGUCUUUCUUUGUCUCUUGUCUUUUCCCAUAUACUAUACAAAAGAUAAAAAAAAAACAACACAGGGCACUAGAGUAUUACGAUUAAAAUUAUGUAAAAAAAAAAAAGAUUCCUUAAAAAAUAAAAGUGGAAUCAAUAAAUUUUUAAAAAAUGUUAAUAUUUAAAAAAAAUAUAUGUAAAUUUUUGAGAAAAAAAUGUCUUUUAAGACUCCCAAAAAAAGCCAAUAUAUAUGAGAAAAGAAAAUUAAAGGUUGAGAAAACAAAUGGUCUUGCUCCCCUGACCUGUUAUUUCUGAUUGUGUCCUGCAGUGUAUGUAUUUGUAAGGUAUGUAUAUGUAUCAUUUGAACUUUUUUUUUAUUAUUAUGUCUUAUUUAUGAACAUUUUAUAAUAAAUAUUCCAAAUAAUGUGAA
Biomphalaria glabrata is the source of this 1613-nucleotide messenger RNA. Its product is annotated as polyadenylate-binding protein 2-like. The transcript has 9 exons. The record is from RefSeq and is a predicted model, not a curated record. Bases 322 to 921 code for a protein of 199 amino acids. Gene Ontology annotation, molecular function: RNA binding. Lineage: Eukaryota; Metazoa; Mollusca; Gastropoda; Planorbidae.